AUGAGUGAAGAGUCGGGCGAGAGUUAUGUCGAAGAAUUGGGCGAAGAAUCAGAUGAUAGUUAUGUCGAAGCGAAGAGACAUAAGACAAUCAAAUGCGAAUAUAAUGGAUGCUUACGAAAGCAUUUGUCGAGACACACAUCCAAGAGAUUGUUUGCCUGCGAUUUCAUUGGCUGUCAGAUGACAGUGAGUACUGCCGAAGGUCUUCGCCGCCACCGGCGCCGACAUCGAAGCGAACCGAUGUGGAAGUGCUCUACCGAUGGAUGCGUUGAGAUGUUCGUCACUCAACACCAGCGCAACAAACAUCAGACGGCUGUUCACAACCGUAAGCCCGAACCUAAGCGCGCGUAUCGGUGCGAUUGGCCGGGAUGUGAGUGGACGGGCGCCGCCAGAGAUCAGCAUAGACUGCAACACACGGGUGAGAAGCCGUACCCGUGUUUAUGGCCAGAGUGUGGCAAACGGUUCGGUCGUACGGAGUAUUUGAAAUACCACAUGAAUAUACAUAAUAACGUUAAGCCGUAUGUCUGUCAUUGGCCGGGAUGUGCUUACAGUUACGCCCAUUUGGCUAAUCUUCACCAUCACGUCAAACGAUUUCAUACCAAAUAA
Medioppia subpectinata is the source of this 603-nucleotide messenger RNA. The record is from the annotation of a GenBank genome assembly. NCBI's taxonomy places the organism in Eukaryota, Metazoa, Arthropoda, Arachnida, Sarcoptiformes, Oppiidae.